UAAUUAGUACAAUAAAUAAACAAGAGAAAGAAUAAGCAUUAAACUUGACUCUUCUUCUUCUCAUUUAAAACCCCGUAUCUUACUCCCUCUUUUUCUUUGUUAUUUUUCUUUCUUUCUUUUCUUAUUCUCUCUUCAAAAAAAAAAAGGCCAUCUUUAUAUACAGCUUUCUCCUUUUUCUUUUUCAUUCACUGAAACUUUCAUACAAACCAACCAAACUCAUACCUUAUUUCAUUCCUUUUAAACCCUUCUCUUUCCUUCAAGUUUCUAUUUUUAUUACUUUCCCUAACCCCAAAAAAAUUUAAAAUUAAAAAAACGAUCUUUAUUCCUUUAUUCAUAUAUAAUAGCGAUAUCAGAGCUUUAGAGUUGAAUUUUCGAUACUUUUUUCAAAAUGGGUCUUUCUGAGAAGAAGCAGCAUCAAGUAAUGGACGUGGGUUUAGAUUCAGACACGGCCAACAAAAAAUGGGUCAUCGCCGGAAUUCCCUCACGAACACCAUUAAAGCCUAUAUACACCACCAAUAAUCCACGGCCGCCGGCGCCGGAAUCAAUAAGGGGUUCCGAUCAAGGCCAGGUCAACCAUGAUAUUGAGGAUGAUGAGUACUGUAUUUCGACGACACCGACGGGAGAAGAAUCAAAGAUUCCAAGGAUUCUGACGUGUCCACCGGCGCCGAAGAAGAAGAAGCGUUAUUCAUCAAAGUGUAAAAUCUAUGGUUCUUCUGUUAUUAGAGAGUUCUUUACUACGCCUCCAGAUUUUGAAACCGUAUUCACACGCCAUCAUCAUGUUGAAAGGGCUAAUUAAUUAUAUAUAACUCAACAAUUCAUUAGAGUUAGAAAAAAAAACUUUAAUUAGCUUGUACUAAUUAAUUAAGUCCAUAUUUUGAUUUUGGUACCACUUUUUUUUUUUUAAUUUGUAACAAUUAACUCUAUGGAUAAUCAUAUAAAUAUUAUGUUAUAGGCUAAGCUGAUGAUUUUGUUAUGACUAGAAGUGGAAUUUAUAUU
Cannabis sativa is the source of this 996-nucleotide messenger RNA. RefSeq names its product cyclin-dependent protein kinase inhibitor SMR6. The transcript has a single exon. Bases 389 to 796 code for a protein of 135 amino acids. Gene Ontology annotation, biological process: regulation of DNA endoreduplication. Lineage: Eukaryota; Viridiplantae; Streptophyta; Magnoliopsida; Rosales; Cannabaceae. The record is from RefSeq and is a predicted model, not a curated record.